Molecule: messenger RNA, 2439 nt
Organism: Eriocheir sinensis (Chinese mitten crab)
Lineage: Eukaryota; Metazoa; Arthropoda; Malacostraca; Decapoda; Varunidae
Product: glutathione synthetase-like
Exons: 13
Coding region: 124-1644 (506 amino acids)
Biological process (GO): glutathione biosynthetic process
Cellular component (GO): cytosol
Molecular function (GO): glutathione binding; glutathione synthase activity; ATP binding
Source: RefSeq, a predicted model, not a curated record
GGCUAGUCCUACUACUCCGCACUUGACAACAGAGGGACACCCCGGCAGGCUGUCCCAGGCGGAGAACACGGAGGGAGGCAGGGAAGCAGAGGUCACGCCGCAUCACCUACAGUUCGCUCAGCCAUGGCCACCGUUGGUUCGUCCUGCUGUGAUGGAGACUUUGAUCAGAAUGAUGAGACAACAACUAGAGUCGUUGAGAGCUGUCUACCUUUGCCUCUUCCUGAUGAAGUUUUAGAUGAUAUUGUUCCUAAAGCUAAGGACUUUGCUCUCCUCCAUGGUGCUGGCAUGAGGUAUAAGAAUAAUUAUGACCCAGACACCCUGCAGCUGGCUCCAUUCUUCCUCCUCCCAUCAGCAUUCCCACGCCGGGAGUUUGACCGAGUGGUGAAGCUCCAGCCAAUUAUUAAUAUUCUGAUGCACAGAAUUGCUCAUGAUUAUCAGUUCUUGAAGGAUGCCUUGGAAAAGACAAUAAAAGUUGAUGACUUCACAAGGAGACUGUGGAAUAUCUACACCACUGUGAGAGAAGAAGGGGAGGCACAGGAAUUGAGUUUGGGGCUGGUGCGGUCGGAUGUGAUGCUGACCAAGUGCCGUGCUGGGUGUUGCGAGCUUUGCCAAACUCCCCCCUAUGUCACAGUGCAUCAGGUGGAAGUCAACACUAUCGCCUCAGGAUUUGGCCACAUGGGACCAAUUUCUGGGAGUAUAAAUAGGUAUGUACUUGGAGAGCUGAGAAAGCCAGAAUUGCUUGGUCAUUUGCCAGAAAAUGAUGCUCUUGCAGGACUCUGUGGUGGAAUGAUCGCAGCCUGGGAAGCUUACGAUUGCCCCAAAGCUGUUAUACUGUUUGUUGUGGAAGACGUCACUUACAACAUCUGUGACCAGCGUUUCCACGAGUUUGAAAUCCGACGCAAGCGGCCGGACAUACUAGUGAUCCGACGCAACCUGACGCAGAUAAGCCAACGGGGACACCUGACUCCAGACAAGAGAUUGAUAAUUGACGGCGAUGAGAUUGCUGUGGUUUACUUCCGUGCUGGUUAUGAGCCCGGACAAUACCACAGUGAAGCGGAGUGGGAAGCCAGGCUCACUGUGGAGAGAUCAAGAGCAAUAAAGAGUCCAAGUAUUCAUUAUCAUCUAGCAGGUACAAAGAAGGUUCAGCAAGAAAUAGCACGCCCUGGUGUACUGAACAGGUUCCUUUCUGAGUCUGAGGCAGAGUUAGUCAGUCAGCUUUUUACAGGCCUCUACACUUUGGACAUGGGUCCAGAGGGAGAUCAGGCAAUCCAGAUGGCAUUAAAGAAUCCAGAAAGAUAUGUCCUGAAACCACAACGCGAAGGAGGCGGCAACAACAUAUAUGGGGAUGAGAUUAAGACGGUUUUGGAACGGAUCAGAGAUUCCCAAGAGAGAGAAGCAUACAUCCUUAUGGAUAGGAUCCGUCCACCUAUCCAAGAGAACUAUCUUAUUCGAGCACAUGAGCCUGUCAAACUGGCACAGGUGGUGUCUGAACUUGGCAUCUUUGGCACUGUCCUUGGAACUGCCAAGGACAUCCAGUUCAGCAAAUUUGCCGGUCACAUGCUACGGACCAAACUCUCUUCUGUCAACGAAGGGGGUGUGGCAGCUGGUCUUGGAGCCUUGGACUCUGUUUUUCUGUUUGAUUGAUUUCGACUACUUCACUGUAGUGCCAUAGGAGUCUGGGUGUAUGGUAGGUAUGUGACUUGUUAAUAUAUACUUUGAUAAAUGAAGUACUCAUUAUCUUGGGUAAUAUGAGAAAUACAACUAAUAUAUUUUUUACACAGUUUAGUUACAUGUCUGUGAUAAUACCUGCUUCAAAAACAUUUGUAUUUUGAAAACCUAAGCUGUAGAUAGUAGUAGCAAGUCACCAUGAGGCCUAAAGUAGAGAGAGUCAAAGUUUUUCCCCAUGAAAAUCCAAGAAAGUUCUUUGUAUUGCUUCUACCUGUGUAUGUGAGGUGCUACUUGAUAGUUGUUUCAUUUGAAAAUAGUAAAUGGUUGUUCCUAGGCAGUUGUUUUGUUUAGAAUGAUUGGGUUUUAUGUAAAGGGAACUUAUAUUAUUGAGAUUUGCAUCAUACGUAAUAUAUGUGAAACUCAACUGUGGGUGUUUCUAUAUGGCCAUUAGAUUUGUAGAAAAAAAAAUACAAUGAUGAAAUAUCAGAAAUAACAACAUCAACAUCUCUGACAAUAAAUUCAAAAGUACUGGGGCUGUUUGUUUGACUGGUGUUUGAGUUAUAUUAUGUGAAUGUUUUCAUAAUAAAAAUAUUUAUUUUUUUCUCUUGCCAAAAGUUGUUUUUUCUGGCCAGCAUACAGACACCUAGUGUUGAUGUCAUGAAAAUUGUUAUGAGAUUUGAUUUUAUAACACUGUUAUGAUUUGUAUAUAAGCAAGGGGAUUUAUUGACAUAUUUUCAUCUUGAUUGCUUUUUAAUAAAUAUCAUACACACA